Molecule: messenger RNA, 2268 nt
Organism: Aethalodelphis obliquidens (Pacific white-sided dolphin)
Lineage: Eukaryota; Metazoa; Chordata; Mammalia; Artiodactyla; Delphinidae
Gene: KLHL12
Product: kelch like family member 12
Exons: 12
Coding region: 155-1861 (568 amino acids)
Biological process (GO): COPII vesicle coat assembly; protein monoubiquitination
Cellular component (GO): COPII-coated ER to Golgi transport vesicle
Molecular function (GO): protein binding
Source: RefSeq, a predicted model, not a curated record
GGCCCGGGGGCGGUGGCCGAGGCCCUUCCCUCCCGCCCCUCCCACCGUCGUCCCCUCCGGGCGAGGAGGAGUCUACUGGCGUGCAGCGCCCCGACCUCCGCCUGCAGGCUGUCGGAAUCCAAGGAUCCCUUUCAUUCUCUCUCCAUAUUGCCUGAUGGGAGGCAUUAUGGCCCCCAAAGACAUAAUGACAAAUACUCAUGCUAAAUCCAUCCUCAAUUCCAUGAACUCCCUCAGGAAGAGCAAUACCCUCUGUGAUGUGACACUGAGAGUGGAACAGAAAGACUUCCCUGCCCAUCGGAUUGUGUUGGCUGCCUGCAGCGAUUACUUCUGUGCCAUGUUCACCAGUGAGCUUUCAGAGAAGGGGAAGCCGUAUGUAGAUAUCCAGGGUUUAACUGCCUCGACCAUGGAAAUCCUGUUGGACUUUGUGUACACAGAGACCGUGCACGUGACGGUGGAGAAUGUCCAGGAACUGCUCCCUGCAGCCUGCCUGCUUCAGCUGAAAGGCGUGAAGCAAGCCUGCUGUGAGUUCUUGGAAAGCCAGCUGGACCCUUCUAACUGCCUGGGUAUCAGGGACUUUGCGGAAACUCACAACUGUGUUGAUCUGAUGCAAGCAGCUGAGGUUUUUAGCCAGAAGCAUUUUCCUGAAGUGGUGCAGCAUGAAGAAUUCAUUCUUCUCAGUCAAGGAGAGGUGGAAAAGCUCAUCAAGUGUGAUGAGAUCCAGGUGGAUUCUGAAGAGCCGGUCUUCGAGGCCGUCAUCAACUGGGUGAAGCACGCCAGGGAGGGGCGGGAAGAGUCUCUGCCGGACCUGCUGCAGUACGUCCGUAUGCCCCUGCUGACGCCCAGGUACAUCACGGAUGUCAUAGAUGCCGAGCCUUUCAUCCGCUGUAGUUUACAGUGCAGGGACCUCGUUGAUGAAGCAAAGAAGUUUCAUCUGAGGCCUGAGCUGCGCAGUCAGAUGCAGGGACCCAGGACAAGGGCGCGUCUAGGAGCCAACGAAGUGCUUCUGGUGGUCGGGGGCUUCGGAAGCCAGCAGUCUCCCAUCGACGUGGUAGAGAAGUAUGACCCCAAGACUCAGGAGUGGAGCUUUUUGCCAAGCAUCACUCGGAAGAGACGCUACGUAGCCUCAGUGUCCCUCCACGACCGGAUCUACGUGAUUGGCGGCUAUGAUGGCCGUUCCCGCCUCAGCUCAGUGGAGUGUCUAGACUACACAGCAGACGAAGAUGGGGUCUGGUAUUCUGUGGCCCCUAUGAAUGUGCGACGAGGCCUGGCCGGAGCCACCACCUUAGGAGAUAUGAUCUAUGUCUCUGGGGGCUUUGACGGAAGCAGGCGUCACACCAGUAUGGAGCGGUAUGACCCAAACAUCGACCAGUGGAGCAUGCUGGGAGACAUGCAGACGGCCCGGGAAGGCGCAGGCCUCGUGGUGGCCAGCGGGGUCAUCUACUGCCUAGGAGGAUAUGAUGGCUUGAAUAUCUUAAAUUCAGUUGAGAAAUAUGAUCCCCAUACAGGACACUGGACUAAUGUCACACCGAUGGCCACCAAGCGCUCUGGUGCGGGAGUAGCCCUGCUGAAUGACCAUAUUUAUGUGGUUGGGGGAUUCGAUGGUACAGCCCACCUUUCUUCUGUCGAAGCGUACAACAUUCGCACCGAUUCCUGGACAACGGUCACUAGCAUGACCACCCCGCGAUGCUACGUCGGGGCCACGGUGCUUCGGGGGAGACUUUAUGCAAUUGCAGGCUACGACGGGAACUCCCUGCUGAGCAGCAUCGAGUGCUACGACCCCAUCAUCGACAGCUGGGAGGUCGUGACCUCCAUGGGAACCCAGCGCUGCGACGCUGGCGUGUGUGUUCUCCGCGAGAAGUGACCGGUCCGACACAGUUGGCAGGGAACCAAGGAUCCUUUCCAGAACGUCUGCUUCUCACUGUGUGCACAGGGUGAUUACAGGCACCAGUGCCGCGAUGAUUGUGCUUAUUUGACGCCCCUCGCACUGGUGGUUUUCCCUGAGGAGGGUGGGCUGCAGACCCUCAGGGGAGGAGGCUGCACGCUGAGUGGGUGUGGGAGGCCAGACCACCUCUCCUCCCGGCCGCGGGGGCACUCUCCCCUCGUUUCUGACUCAGCGUGCGCUUGGGAGAACAUACAUUUAAGUUGUGCCUCGCGUGUUGCAGAGAACUAAGGUAUGAGCGCAGCGCCGGGGUGUGGGCGGUAUCCAGCCUCGAUCAUUGGAAGGGUACCAACUCUUGUUUCACAACAAUAAAUAUCUUACCUAGUCUA